This is a messenger RNA of Cyprinus carpio (common carp), 4814 nucleotides long. RefSeq names its product neurofascin homolog (chicken) b (gene nfascb). The record is from RefSeq and is a predicted model, not a curated record. Gene Ontology annotation, molecular function: cell-cell adhesion mediator activity. Gene Ontology annotation, biological process: cell-cell adhesion; brain development; axon guidance. NCBI's taxonomy places the organism in Eukaryota, Metazoa, Chordata, Actinopteri, Cypriniformes, Cyprinidae. Gene Ontology annotation, cellular component: axon; plasma membrane.
ACUGUUUGUUAUUUUGGACAGUUGUGCAAAUUUGUCUCUCUGAGAAGUUAUUUUUCUUCAACUUCUGCUUGAAACUGCAAACAACUUUUGGAUUUUUUUAUCACAGGAUUUUUGACAGACUGUCAUGGUUUAGGAGACAAAACAUGGACAAAGAGCAAAAUAAUUAUGCUUUUUAAAUUGAAAACAGACACAGGAUCUGAACACUGAAGCCACUGAAAUAUCAACUUGGCAUUGUGAAAUGACCUGCUGACACGGAUAGAGAAGAUUUUGUGAAUCCUGAAUACUCCAGUUCAGUUGUCACGAUAAGGUACACAGCAGAGAUGAAAGAUCUGAAGUGUUGGAGGAUUCUUGCCAUACUUACUAUCCUACAGCAAACAUGGAUUUCAGCCAUGGAAAUUCCUCCUGAUGUCAGGCAGCCUCCAAUGAUCUUUAAAGAGAGUCCUCAAGACUACAUAGUAGAUCCAGUUGACCCUAUUAUAGUGGAGUGUGAAGCAACAGGGAAUCCACCUCCAGUCUUCACAUGGACACGUAAUGGAGUGUACCUGAAUGUGGCUCGAGAUCCUCAGGUCAGCAUGAGGUGGCGUUCUGGCACAUUAGAGAUUUUCUUCUGGGGUCGUCCUGAUGACUAUGAGGGUGUCUAUCAGUGCACGGCAACUAAUGAGUUUGGUUCUGCUCUGUCCAGUUACAUCAACCUGCGUGUCUCCAAGGCCCGUACCUGGUUGAAGGAGUAUCUGGAGCCAGUCUCAGUGGUGGUUGGACUUCCUCUCAUCCUUCCCUGCAAUCCCCCUGUAGGUCCUCCAAAACCUGACACCUACUGGCUGAACAGCACCAUGGCACCAAUCCGUCAGGACCGUCGAGUAUCAAAGGCAGAAAAUGGAGAUCUGUACUUCUCCAGUAUUGUAGCAGAUGAUGCUCUCACAAACUAUGUGUGUGUCGCGCGCUUCCCCUUCACAAACACCAUCCAGCAGAAACCGCCCCUCAUCCUGCAGGUGCUUACAGCUCGCAUGGCAGCCCAUACGGCACCCAAGUUUCUGAAACCCAAAGGAACCGCCAGCACAGCCAUUGCGAUGCUGGGGGAAGAGCUUAUUUUGGAGUGUUUUGCUGCUGGAGUUCCAACUCCCUUUAUCAAAUGGACUAAAGAUUGGGAGGAGAUGUCCAUGACGGGAAAGAAGUUGGAAAACUUUAAUAAGACACUUAGAGUAAAGAACGUCUCUAUGGAUGAUGGAGGAGACUACAUCUGCACCGCUUCAAACAGGAUGGGCAGCCUGGACCACGUCAUCACUGUCAGGGUCAAAUCGGUUCCAUUCUGGGUGGAGAAGCCUGAGAGUCUGGUUUUGUCUCGUGAUGAUGGUGGUAGUAUAGUGUGUAGUGCUGAUGGAAUUCCUCGACCACAGAUACAGUGGCUGGUUAAUGGAGAGCCAAUCAGUGAUGCUCCUAAGAGUCCAGGCAGACAGGUUUCAGGAGACACUUUGACGUUCAGGGCUGUGGUUCCAGACAGCGCUGCUGUGUUCCAGUGCAAUGCUUCAAACCAGUACGGCUAUAUCAUGGCAAACGCUUUCUUGGCUGUAAUGGAUAUGAAACCUCGCCUGUUAGGUCCCAGAGAUGAACUCAUUAAAACAACUGAAGGCAAUCAUACUCAUUUAGACUGCCCAUAUUUUGGGUCUCCGAAACCUGACCUGCGUUGGUCAAAAGGAGGACUAGGUACCUUAGAGGGAAGUCGUCAUAGGAUUCUUCCAAAUGGUACACUGGAAAUCAGAAAUACAAAGCUACAAGAUCAGGGAAGCUAUGUGUGUGUUGCAAGCAACGUCAUUGGACGAGAUGAGAAGGAGGUCCAACUAGAGGUCAAAGAGCCCAUUAAAAUCGUCCGAGCCCCACACAAUACUGUAGUCAUAAGAGGAAGUCUGGCUCGCUUUGACUGUAAGAUUAAAUUUGACUCGACUCUGGAUGUCACCGUCACUUGGCUUAAGGACAAGAAGUUCUUGAUCUUAGGAAGGAGGAUGACCAAGGAUGAGGAUUCUCUGAGCAUUGCUGAUGUGUACAGAAGAGAUGAAGGCGUCUACACCUGCAGGGUUAAAAGUGAACUGGAGGAGGUCACUGCCUCAGCCAAACUCACUGUGAUGGAUCGUCCAGACCCGCCCAGUGACCUAGAGAUAUCAGACCCAUCAGAGAGGAGCGUUAGACUCACCUGGGUACCAGGACUGAGCAACCACAAUCCUAUUAAAGAGUACCUGGUUCAAUAUACUGAGGAUCUCCUUGCAGACUAUUGGCUGCUGCCAAGCGGCUGGAAGAACCUGUCCAGCUACCCGGGGAGCCUAAACUCUGUCAUUUUACAGCUGACACCGUUUGUAGAGUACAGAUUCCGGGUCAUCGCUGUAAACGGUAUAGGUCCCAGUAAACCCAGCUGGCCAUCUGAAUACUACCAGACAGGAGGAGCUGUGCCUGAUGCCAUCCCAAAGAACAUCCAAGGAAUGGGAAGUGGAGUGUUCAGAAAUAACAUGGAGAUCAGCUGGGAGCCACUGGAGUACAGAGAAUGGAAUGGGCCGAAACUGGGCUACAUGGUUUGGUGGAGACGAAGGGAUUCAAGGGAAGAGUGGAAGAACUACACAACAUACUGGUGGUGUAGCUACAUCAUCUAUGAUACUGACACCUUCACACCCUAUGAGAUUAAAGUUCAGGCCGUCAACUUCUUCGGCUAUGGCCCAGAAUCCCCUGUUGUGAUUGGCUACUCUGGGGAGGACCGUCCUGUUGCUGCUCCAUCUGACCUGGGAGUGUCAGACAUCGAGAGCUCAACGCUGACAGUCCACUGGGAGCCAGUGUCACGAGCUGACAUCAUGGGUGAAAUAAAGGAGUACAAAGUUUAUUACUGGAGAGAGAGCAGUCGUCUGCCCUGGCACACUGUGAGCAGGAGGAUUAAGACCAAGAGUUUUAAAGCUAAUGGACCUCGUUUGUCUGGGACCCUGACCGGUCUUGUACCAUAUAGUAACUACAGGAUGUAUAUUGUAGUGGCCAAUAAUCGCUUUGAGGGUCCGCCCAGCAACACCAUUGAGUUUCAGACACCUGAAGGAGUGCCCUCGAUUCCCAGAUCGUUCAGGAUCAUGCACCGGCACUAUGACACCAUUUACCUGGACUGGGAAGAACCUGCAGAACCCAAUGGCAUUCUGACCGGAUAUAUUCUCAAAUAUCAGACGUUGAACGUCACUCUGGGCGACAGAAUCCAGGUUGAAUACAUUCCUCCGAACAUCACCUACUUCUCCCUGCGGCGAUUUGACCGUUACACGCGAUACAAGUUCUCACUGGCAGCACAAACCGAGGUUGGAGUCGGGGAGGCGUUCACAGAGGAAUCACCCCAUUUUACAACUGAGGAAUAUACCCGGGAUCAAGUGGACAUUGUGACGCAGGGUUGGUUCAUUGGCUUAAUGUGUGCAGUCGCUCUCCUUGUUCUUAUCAUGCUCAUAGUCUUUUUCAUCAAGAGGAGCCGAGGAGGAAAGUACCCAGUGCGGGACAAGAGGGACUUUGCACUGGAGCCAUUGGAUGAUAGAGAGAAUGGAACGUUUGAUUACAGGUCUCUUGAGAGGAUAACACGAGCGUCCACAAUGCCCUAUACCAGGCGUGAGGAAGAAAGUCGACAGGGACGCAGUCAAGGUGCGAUCGAGCACAUUGGCAGGAGAACGAACAGUGACGACAGCCUCAUGGAGUACGGUGAGGGUGAAGAGAUCGAGUUUAACGAGGAUGGCUCCUUCAUCGGCGAGUACACAGGCGUCAGUAAGAGGAACAUGGACAGGAGCCCGUACCAUGACAGCUCUGAGCCCACGUCUCCUGUGGCCAUCUACUCUUUUGCUUAGAGCUCAUGGUGGGAUGCCUACAGUGUCCGACUGAGUUAACUUCACACACACCUCAAAACACACAACACAAGAUUAUGAUCUGUUUAAUCUGUCGGACAGGCUGCAAAUGAGUAGUGCAUGUAGAGGUGUGAUUUAAAGGAAAAUCUGUGUUUCUGGUGAUUUACAGUAAAAGUACCAAUCAGUGUUUUUCAAUUCCACAAAUCAUGUGAGAGGAAGCCAAGCGAAGAUGCCUUGAUGUGUUUAUCAUGUUGAUAAGAAGACUGAAAAGAAACGGCUGAUGGAAGCUUGAUUCACUGAACAAACUCAUGUUCAUUUUACAAAAUAACAUUCAGGAUCAUUUCACACAGAUUUAAUUACACAGAUGUAUGAAGAGAUGUUGAGCAUCAAGAACACCUCAGUGUUUUGUUGUUUAACCAGUGUUUGAUCUCACUGAUAGUUGCUACUAAUUCGUGUAUAUUUUAUUUUUCAAUAGCACAUUUGUAUUUUUGUGAGUUUGCUGUACUGUAGGUCACAUUAAUGGACUACAAACUAUUUAUUCUCACACAGAAUGCAAUCUAACACCUCGCUGCUUAUUAUAGUAUGAUGUACAUCAUGUUUUUUGUAUUUUUUGUUAAGAGUACUAUCAUAAGUGUAGUGCAGGGGUAGGCAACGUCGGUCCUGGAGUGCUGAUGUCCUGCAGAGUUUAGCUCCAACCCUGAAAUAAAACCUCACUUGUCUAUAGCCUUAUUAAUCCAGAAGACCUUGAUUAGCUUGUUCGGGUGUGUUUGAUUAGGGUUAGAGCUAAACUCUGCAGGACAGCGGCACUCCAGGACCGACGUUGCCUACCCCGGUGUAGUGCUUCAGUUAUUAAAAUGCAUCAAGAGAAUUAAUGUCUUUGUCAUAACUGAAGUAAAGGUCAUAAGAGUUCACAAUGACCAGGGUCUAUCACGCUCCAAAAAGAGCAAAAACCCAAUAUAAAAGCACCAUAAAAGA